Effrenium voratum is the source of this 2166-nucleotide messenger RNA. Lineage: Eukaryota; Dinophyceae; Suessiales; Symbiodiniaceae. The record is from the annotation of a GenBank genome assembly.
AUGCCCGAUCUGCUCGUCGAACUCUUCUGUGAGGAAAUCCCCGCGCGCAUGCAGCGCCGCGCCGCGACCCAUUUGCGCGAGGCGCUGACUGGCGCGCUGGUCGAUGCCGGGCUGACCUAUGAGGGCGCGCGCGAUCAUGUGACGCCGCGCCGGCUGACGCUGGACGUGCGCGGGCUGACGGCGCGCUCGGCCGACACAACCGAAGAGCGCAAGGGCCCCCGCGUCGAUGCGCCUGAAAAGGCUCUUGCCGGCUUCCUGCGCGGUGCGGGCCUGGCGUCGGUCGACGAGGCCGAAGUCCGGUCCGACCCGAAGAAGGGCGAUUUCUAUGUCGCCGUGAUCAAACGCGAAGGCCGCUCGGCGGAGGAAAUCGUCGCCGAGGCAAUGCCGGCCAUCAUCCGUGACUUUCCCUGGCCCAAAUCGAUGCGCUGGGGUGCGCCGUCGGCCGAGCCCGGCGCACUGCGCUGGGUGCGUCCGCUGCAAUCGAUCCUGUGCACCUUCGGUCCGGAAACCGAGGAGCCGGUGGUCAUCGAUUUCGAGGCGGGCGGCAUCCGUUCGGGCAAUGUGACGCGCGGCCAUCGCUUUCACGCGGGCGAAGCCUUCACCGUACGCCGGUUCGACGAUUAUGCCGCCGAACUCGAAAAGCGCUUCGUCAUCAUCGAUCCCCAGCGCCGCAAGGAGAUGAUCGCCGCCGACGCGCGCAAUCUCGCCUUUGCCAAUGGCGUCGAACUGGUCGAGGACGAUGCGCUCCUGGACGAGGUGGCCGGGCUGGUCGAAUGGCCCGUCGUGCUGAUGGGCGAGUUCGAGCGCGAGUUUCUCGAAAUCCCCGACGAGGUCGUCCGCCUGACGAUCAAGACCAACCAGAAAUGCUUUGUCUGCCGCGACCCUGCGACCGGUAACCUGACCAACAAAUUCAUCCUCGUCGCCAAUAUCGAGGCGAGCGAUGGCGGUGCGGAGAUCGCGCGCGGCAAUGGCAAGGUGGUGCGGGCGCGGCUGGCCGAUGCGCUGCAUUUCUGGACGACCGACCAGGCCGACCUGCCCGAUCUGGAAAAAUACCGCACGUCAGCCGAAAAAUUCGAUCUCGAUCUGAAAAAGCCGCUCGAUCAGCGCAUGGCCAAGCUCGACCAUCUGGGUGUGACCUUCCAUGCCAAGCUGGGCACGCAAGGCGAACGCGUCGCGCGCAUCGCCGCGCUGGCCGAGGAGCUUGUCGACAUUAUUGCGGAUGCGAUGGAGACGGACCUUGCGCCGAUCGAGGGCGAGGGCGCCGAACUGCGCGAUCUGGCACGCCGGGCGGCCCAUCUCGCCAAGGCGGACCUGACAACCGAGAUCGUCGGCGAGUUUCCGGAAGUGCAGGGCGCGAUGGGCGCCACUUACGCGGUGCUGCAGGGCGAGCAUCCCUCAGUCGCCCGCGCCAUCGAGGAUCAUUACAAACCGCUCGGCCCGACCGACAGCGUGCCGACCGAUCCGGUCGCCGUCGCCGUCGCGCUGGCCGACAAGCUCGAUCUUCUGACGGGCUUCUGGGCGAUCGACGAAAAGCCGACGGGCUCCAAGGAUCCCUAUGCGCUGCGCCGCGCCGCACUGGGCGUGAUCCGGAUCGUGCUGGAGAACGGGAUAAGGCUGGCAUUGGCGCAGCAUCACGUCUCUGCCGACCUCCUUUCCUUCUUCCAUGACCGGCUCAAGGUCUGGCUGCGCGACAAGGGCGCGCGGCACGAUCUCAUCGACGCGGUGCUGAGCGAAACCGACGACGACCUGCUGAUCAUCGUGCGCAAGGUCGAGGCGCUGCAGAAGCUGCUCGACAGCGAGACCGGCGCGAACCUGCGCGUCGGCACCGAACGGGCGCUCAACAUCCUUGCCGCCGAGGAGAAGAAGGACGGCGCGGGCGCGUUUGACCGGCCUGUCGAUCGGGCGCUUCUGGCCGAGCCGGCGGAGAAGGAACUGGCCAACGUCAUCGAGGCCGUCGCGGGCCAUGUCGAUGACCAUGUCGCGCGCGAGGAUUAUGAGGGCGCGUUCGCCGUGCUCGCCGAACUCCGGCCUGCGGUUGAUGCGUUCUUUGAUGCGGUGAUGGUCAAUGCCGACGACGCCAAGGUGCGGACCAACCGGCUGGCAAUCCUCUCGGGCCUGCGCACCGUCACCCGCAAGCUCGCCGACUUCUCCAGGAUCGCCGGAUAG